This is a messenger RNA of Acaulospora morrowiae, 933 nucleotides long. NCBI's taxonomy places the organism in Eukaryota, Fungi, Glomeromycota, Glomeromycetes, Diversisporales, Acaulosporaceae. The record is from the annotation of a GenBank genome assembly.
AUGUCUCAAAUAGCUAAUUCACCAGUGACCAGUGCAGCACCUGUACAACCUCCGGAAUUGACUUUUCCUACAAAACUAAUACUUGAACUUAGAGGCAGCCGCUUUGAAAUCGAUCGUGAAAUGUUAAUGAGUCUACCAGAAAGCAUUCUUAUUGUCAUGUUUCCUAAUGGUCUUGUAUUGGGUAGGGACACUCUCUACGAUGAAGACGAAGAAGCAGGAGACGAUCGUUCCGAGGAUUCAUUAGGCAUAGAGGACCAAAUUAUUUAUGUGGAUUUUGAUCCCCGUUGUUUAGAAUAUAUCUUGGAAUUUUACAAAACUGCGCAGGAUGCAUUUUACUCCAAUCAAGGAAGCGCAAGUGCUUCAACUUUUCCGCCAAGUCCAACACAAAAUCUACUUUUAAAUAAGCAGGCUAUUAUUGUUUUGAGGGAAGAAUUAGAUUACUUCACUAUACCUUCGAAAUCUAAAAAAAAAGAGGUUUCUUCAUCUGAUGGGAAUGAUAGCGGCGCUGUUGAAUUAGCUACUGUUGAACCACCAAUGAAUAUUUUUGAAUUGAAGACAGAAUGUGGUACACAUCUUCUUCAACAGAGGAAGAUAUUUACCGCUUUACAACGAAACGUUAGUAAAGAAAACAACGUAGCCGAGCAACAUUUGAUAGAUAUGCUGUGUGUUUCUGGUUUUUCAAGGGAUGACGAGUGGGGAUAUCGUAAUAUUGAACCAAAUAAGACAAGCAUUGUUAGCAUUGCACUUGUAUUACUUAAGACAACGGGACAAAGCAAUCAAAUGGCGACAGCACAGAAAUUGCUAUUAUUUUGGAGGAAACCAGCGAGAAAAUGCUGGUGGGACGGUUUGGAAGUUAAAGUUGGUAGAGAAAAGUCUAUACCGGUCCGAUUAUGGUGCAGACGUACAUGGACUUUGGAGUUGGCUUUGGUUUAA